AGGAUGUUGCGUCUGUGCUGCCGAUUAGGCUGAUCAGAGCCGGAGCAACGAUGCAGUGACAGUCUACAGGAAGACGCACGGGCGCGCGCGCACACACACACACACACACACACACACACACACACACACACACACACACACACACACAGAGAGAGAGAGAGAGAGAGAGAGAGAGAGAAGAGGGAGCCGGAGGGAGAGUAAACACAGGAUUGCGCACGAGAAAUGAUCCGCUCCUAGACUAUGGCACCGUCGGGCUCGCGUAGUAUCAAGAAGGGCUGUCAGAGAGUUUUGUACUGGAUCCCGGUCGUCUUCAUCGUCCUCAUAGUGGCUUGGUCAUACUACGCCUAUGUUUUGCAGCUUUGCAUAGAGUCUAUAGAAAACACGGGAGAGAAGGUUGUGUACUUGCUGGUGUACCAUGUCAUUUUCAUCAUGUUUGUGUGGGCGUACUGGCAAACCAUCUUCACCAAGCCCAUGAACCCCCUGAAGGAGUUUCACCUGUCCUACUCUGACAAAGAGUUGCUGGAGCGUGAAGAUCGAGGAGAGUCUCAGCAGGAGAUCCUGAGGAGGAUAGCCAAGGAUCUGCCCAUCUACACCCGUACCAACUCUGGAGCAAUCCGUUUCUGUGACCGCUGCCAGCUGCUGAAGCCUGAUCGAUGUCACCAUUGUUCAGUCUGUGAUAAAUGCAUCCUGAAGAUGGAUCACCACUGCCCGUGGGUGAACAACUGUGUGGGAUUCUCCAACUACAAGUUCUUCAUGCUGUUCUUGGCGUACUCGCUACUCUACUGCCUUUUUAUAACUGCUACAGAUCUUCAAUACUUCAUUAAAUUUUGGACGGCUGGAGGUAGAGCCCAUUUCCGUCUGAGAGAAUACCUGAACGGACUCCCAGACACUCAGGCGAAGUUCCACAUCCUGUUCCUCUUCUUCUCGGCCUCCAUGUUUUCAGUCAGCCUGGCUUCGCUUUUCAUCUACCACUGCUGGCUCGUCUGCAAGAACCGAUCCACUCUGGAGGCUGUGCGUUCUCCAGUAUUUCGCCACGGUACAGACAAGAACGGUUUCAGUCUGGGCUUCAGUAAGAACUUCCGCCAGGUCUUUGGUGAUGAAGUGAAAUACUGGCCCAUUCCUGUUUUCUCCAGUUUAGGGGACGGUUGCUCGUUCCCAACAUGUCUGGUGAAUCUGGAUCCCGAGCAGCCCUCAUCUCCCACUGGCUCCAACCCUGCCAACAAGGGUGCAGCAGAGGGCCGCCAGUUCCCCUCCAAGCCACUGAGGGAGUCUCAGAGUCGGCUGCUCACUAGCACCCCCUCCUGGACAGAGAGUGACAGUGCAACGGAGAAAGAAAAGAAGGGUGCCAGCAACCCAGGGAUGACCAUAGAGAAUGAGGCGUAACCAGAGUUGGAGAUAAAGGUGAAACCUUCAACCCAGAAAAGUCUAUGCUGCCCCCUCUUCGGUGUUUGUGCCUAUCAGAACGUGACGUGGUGGUGACUCCAUCGGUAUUUGUUGUUCUCCAUACUGCACCCUGCUUCUGAGAGGUUUACAUCACUGGUGUCGCAUAUGAAACCAGAGAAAAAAAAACAAUCAUCAGUAUUACUGUUAUUGUUAUAAGCAACAAUUCCUGCUGCUAUCUGAAAGUAUUUUGGGCUUCAGAACAAGUGGAUUGAAGUUAAUAUUGCAUUCCAACUAUCACUAUUUUAUUUUGUUUGUAUAUGAAUAAGCACAGAGCAGCAAUGGAAGAGAUGAUUUUGCACUUUGUACACUAGGAGGAUCAAUCUGAGCUGCUUUUGUAUGCUACAGUAGAAUUAUCACAGGUUUAUUUGUUUUAUGUUAUUUUCAUAGCUUAGCACAUAAAGUAACGGCUAUCAUGAGUUUGCCAAAUGUUUUCACACUAAGUAUAGAUUAGUAGUGGUGUUAAUGUGAUGUAACUGAUAAAAACUGAUAUUCCUUUAGCCAUUUUUCUUUUUUUAGUGAAGUUUUUUGGGUUUUUUUGUUUUUCUUUCCCACCAUGUUGUGGAAGUUCAAAUGAUGCAUGCUCUCAUCUCAGGAUGUCAACACAAACACACUUUGUUGUAGUGAACUGUACCACAAGAUGAUGUUCUCCCCUUUUGCUUGGAAACAACAACAACAAAAAAAAAAAAGUGUAUUAAUUAGUAAUCUGAAUAAGGGCUCUUCUGACUCGUUAUAGCAUGAGUGAGGAUAUUGCUGUCACACUGAAACACCUGAGAGCUGGUGCUGCUCUGUGCUGCGACAGCGUGUGCCCCCCCACCACCUCUGCCAAAUAUCUAAACUGCUGUCUGGUAGCAUACAGUCAAACUGCCGGCCAAAAAAAGCUUUCCGACUGUCUCUGGAGGGCCGGCACACCAGCCUCUGUGUAAUGCUGCAGAUCUGUUCACCAUCUAAAAAAAAGCAGAUACUGUUGAGUGUUUUUCUAACUCACAACACGAUGCUGUGGAUGCACUGCAGAGCAAAAAACAAACAAAAAAAAACUAAACAGAAAACAGCUCCAGUCGCUUUGUACAGUAUAUUUUCACCUUCUGAGGAUUCUGUCUGUUCUCGUCUCUGGCUGGAAAUAAAAUAUCACUUUAAAUUAGAUGGAAGAAUGUAUGCCUGUUUAAAAAAAAAAAAAGCUCCAUGGUAACAGUCAGUGUCAAUCUAUAUUUUUCUAUUCUUCUGCCUGUAUGACUCAAGAGACAAUAUGGAUGUGUGAGGUAAUGUACUGUACAGUUGUGAUGCCUUAUAAGAAUAAAACGAGCUCAUCUUCA
This is a messenger RNA of Dicentrarchus labrax (European seabass), 2753 nucleotides long. It is a transcript of the gene zdhhc2, whose product is annotated as zinc finger DHHC-type palmitoyltransferase 2. The transcript has 14 exons. Bases 241 to 1383 code for a protein of 380 amino acids. The record is from RefSeq and is a predicted model, not a curated record. NCBI's taxonomy places the organism in Eukaryota, Metazoa, Chordata, Actinopteri, Moronidae. Gene Ontology annotation, biological process: protein targeting to membrane; peptidyl-L-cysteine S-palmitoylation. Gene Ontology annotation, cellular component: endoplasmic reticulum; Golgi apparatus. Gene Ontology annotation, molecular function: protein-cysteine S-palmitoyltransferase activity.